Emiliania huxleyi CCMP1516 is the source of this 1635-nucleotide messenger RNA. RefSeq lists its product as hypothetical. The record is from RefSeq and is a predicted model, not a curated record. The transcript is spliced from 4 exons. The coding region runs from base 1 to 1635 and encodes 544 amino acids. Lineage: Eukaryota; Haptophyta; Isochrysidales; Noelaerhabdaceae.
AUGCCCAUCGGAACCCUCUACCGCGCCUGGAUCGCACUUACCGGCCUAACCACCAUCGGCGUCGUGAUUCAGUCGUACCAGCUCGCCUCGCACAACGGCGUCAAGAUCGCCUCGCCCGCAGUUGGCCUCGCGCUCUCCGGCGGCGCUCUGAGCGGCAUCGUGAACCACGUCUGUCACCUCGAGGAGCUCUCCACGCUUGGCCUCCGCGAGGCCGGCGAGAACCUGCUGAUCUCCACCAUCUCUGCCGGCGCGGUCGCUCACAACCUGUGGACGAAUGGCGAGAAGCUGUGGGUGCCUCCGCUCGACAAGUAUGCCAGCGCCAACGCAAGCGCGCUCCGGCACCUCGAGCCCCCGGCGGACAACUACGGCCUGCAGGACGCCGGCCGUCUCUUCGACCUUCCGCGCGUCGCCCAGUGUGCCUCAUGCAUCGCAAUCUCCGAGGAGGCGACCACCGAUGGCGGCGUCGAGGCGGCGGGGCCGGAGGAGACGGCGGCAGCGGUUCGCUCGUGCGAGCAAUGGUGUGCGACCUUUGGUGACGCCUUCCUGCCGUGCCUCGUGUCGGGCAACCCGCUGUGGGCGUGCUUCAUCGACCACUUCUCGGCUUACUACGGGUUCGACGGCUUCUCCGCCUCCGCCGGCCCCUCGCCCAUCACCACCGGCGCUGCGCUGGUUGACCUCUCGGCCGUCCCCACCGAGGCGCUCGACGCAGGCGUGCCACUCCACCCCACCCCGGGCGUAAUCGACAAGAGUGCGAUGAUCUACGCGGACAUCCCGGCCGGCCGCGGCGGCGCCGGCUCUUCCCACGUCGCCAACGACAACUUCAAGCUCCUGGCCCACGGGAUCUUUGCGCACGGUCCCUUCUUCCAGCCGCAAGCUUAUAACGCGCACCGCGUGCUCUCGGACGCGGCUGCCUCCUCGUUCCUUGGCUCGCCAUACCAGCUGCGGCAGCACGACGGCCGCCUCUGCUCGACCGAGCUCAACUCGCUCACAGGGCUCGAGCCCGGGUCGCUCGAGAGUACGGCGGUGCAGAUGUUCUAUCAGUCGCAGAUGCGGCUCCGCGGCUGGUGGGUCUCGCCGCCGUCGGACGCCUUCUUCCGGCCCGCGAAGGCCGCGCUGCUCGAUGGCGCUUUAAUCGACAACUCGGGCAUCGUCGGGCUGCUCCGCCGCGGCGUGCCAAACGUGCUCGCAAUGUGGUCGACCAGCGGCGCCGGCAUCGAGCGCAGCAGCCUCGCGCACCUCUUUGGUGUCAACCCGGGCCCCACGCCAGCCGUCGGCGACAACCACUGCUUCAGCCUCUGGCCGCGGCUGCCAAAUGGGACGCUGCAGGUCUUUGACGAGGCGCUGUGGCCUUCCGUCCGCGCGGCGCUCAACGACCCCUCGGCAGGCAACUCGAUCCUGCUGCGCGGUGUGGCGGUGCGCGCCAAUGCGUACCUCGGGACGAGUCCGUACACGCUGGAGGCGCUCUACCUGCAGGGCCAGGAGCCGCUCGCCUCGCUGUCUGAGGCCCUCCCGAACUGGGCGGCGGGCCCUGACCCCAUCCUCCCAGCCAUGACGGCGGCCGACUUCCCCUACCUCAACGCGGUUCGGCGGAACGCCGACGUGCUGCGCACCCUCCUCGCAAAGGCGAGCGAGUGA